CCACCUCAAAUUUUUCAUACUUACAUCGAACGCGAACAUAACAACAACUACAACAACACACGACAUCUUAACCCCAACAACCCGUCAUGUCGUUCAAAGACGAUUUCAACCUUUUUAUUGGUGCUAAAUAUGGCAUUUUCAAAGGUGUUAAAGCAACCGAUGGGCAACCUUUAAUAAGUAAAAGUAUUCAGAGCCUGAAACACUUGUCCAAGGAAUCUGACUUGACUGCUUUGGCAUGGAGUAAUGGUGACGAAGAAGAUAUCCUUAUUGGACUCUCAAAUCAAGUUGUUAAAACUUAUGACACAAAAGGCAAAGCAUUUACGUUCAGCACUGACGCCAAACUCUAUGACAAAAGUGGUGUAGGUGUUAGUAAUGGAGCUAUAUGUGGCCUAACACGCUUCGAUGGGGUUUUGGUGACCGCUGCAGAAUCAGGCCAUGUACGUGUCUUAAGAUACAAUGAAGAGGAUUGCAUAAAUAUAUUUGCCAAUGGGCCUAUUUCAAAGAUGCGACACUCAAUUUCAAAUCCCAGUACAAUUGGAACUGGAGGCUUAGAAAAUGAACUCAAGCUGUGGGAUCUUAACACUGGAAAAUUAUCAUUUGAAGCUAAAAAUGUUCCAAAUGAUUUUCUUCAACUUCGAGUUAAAGUAUGGGUAACAGACCACGUUUUUCUGCCUUCAUCUGAUAAAGUAGCUGUGGGCAGUAGAUAUGGUUAUGUUCGCUUGUAUGAUCCUAAAGCACAGAGGAGACCUGUUAUAAAAGUUGAUAUGCCAGAAAAAGCUGUAAAUUGUAUUGCUGCCUCAAGUCAAGACCACACUGUAUUGUGUGGUCUGACCAAAGGGGAUAUUGUAGCUGUUGAUAUGCGCAUGGGUCGGACAACCCAAAAUUAUAAAGGAUUCACAGGGGCUGUUCGUGAUAUUGUGUGUCAUCCUACUGAACCCUACAUAGUCAGUGUUGGCUUGGAUCGCUUUUUACGUAUUCAUCAUUUAACCACCAAGAAACUCCUCCUUAAGGAAUACAUUGUUUCCCGUGCUAGCUGUGUUUUGAUGAGAUCAGACUUCUCUCUGCAGCCAACCAAGUCUGAAAAAGAGAGAAAGGGCAACAAAAGGGCCUCAGAUGAUCUCUUGAGUGAUGGUCAGAGUGACCAUGAAGAAGCUCAACAGUUUGAUGACAUUUUUAACUCUAUGGAAGUUGUGGUAGAUGGAGGUAAAACAAAAUCAAUCAAGAAUAAAAAAUUAGCAACCAAACAAACUUCAUGUACACCUUUGAAGAAGAAAAAGACAAAUUUAAUUGUGAAUCCCUUUGCCACCCCAAAACUAUCUCAGGAAAAUAGUAGCCCAAUGAAGAGCACAAUGAAGAAAAAUAGUGUCAAAAUUGAUGAAGACUCUGAUGAUGAUUUAAUGAUUGUAUCUGAAACAGUAGCAAAUCCAGCACCAGCAGUUUCACAAGCAACCGAGGAAGAAGAUUCAGAACCUGAUGAGGCAGAGGGAGACAGUGAUGAAUUUGAUGAUGUGGAAGAGGAAGAAAGUGAAGGGGGUGACUACAAAGAUGACACCAUUACUACAGUUAUUAAAUCUAAUAAUGACAAUAAAAAUAGAAGAUAAAACUCACUGUAUAUUUUCUGUAAUUGAAAGAUGAAAUUCUGUAUUUUUAAUAAUUGUAAUAAAGUAUUCUCUAAAAAGGAAAA
Molecule: messenger RNA, 1684 nt
Organism: Frankliniella occidentalis (western flower thrips)
Lineage: Eukaryota; Metazoa; Arthropoda; Insecta; Thysanoptera; Thripidae
Product: WD repeat-containing protein 74
Exons: 8
Coding region: 87-1601 (504 amino acids)
Biological process (GO): ribosomal large subunit biogenesis
Cellular component (GO): nucleolus; preribosome, large subunit precursor
Molecular function (GO): protein binding
Source: RefSeq, a predicted model, not a curated record